AUGGCUUCUCUCGCUGCGGCAUGUAGGGUGUCGGCACGCGCUGCAUCGCAGCAGCUGCGCAACCACGGCGCGAGGCGAGCACUGCACGCUGGCCAGCCCUCGCUGGCUGCCCAGAACUUCAACAUGCCCGCUCUUUCUCCGACCAUGACCGAGGGCAACAUUGCGAGCUGGAAGAUCAAGGAAGGCGAUUCCUUCUCCGCCGGCGACGUCCUCCUCGAGAUCGAGACCGACAAGGCCCAGAUGGACGUCGAAGCCCAGGACGACGGUAUUCUCGCCAAGAUCAUCCAGGGCGACAACUCCAAGCAGGUCCAGGUUGGCACCAGGAUCGCUGUGACCGCAGAACCGGGCGACGACCUUAGCUCGCUCGAGAUCCCCGCCGAGGACGCCGCAGCGAACAAGGCAGAGGCCCCCAAGGAGCAGCCCAAGGAAGAGUCAAAGUCAGUGCCCAAGGAGGAGCGAACUGUGACACCGCCCGCAAAAUCAGAUAGCGCGAAGAAAUCGUCCAGCAGCAAAGCGACGAAGCAAACAUACCCGCUUUACCCCUCUGUCGAGCAUCUGUUGAAGAACAACGGGCUCUCCAAGGCAGACGCAGACAAGAUUCCCGCAUCUGGGCCAGGAGGAAGGCUGCUGAAGGGAGAUGUGCUGGCCUACGUGGGCAAGAUCCAGGAAUCGUACCCCUCAGAGCUGGCAGACCGCUUCACGAAGCUCUCCCAUCUCGACCUGUCUAACAUCAAGGUCAUGCCCAAGAAGGAGGCACCCGCCAAGAAGCCCGCCGCUGCGGCCAAGGCUCCCAAGGUCGUCGAGGAUCUUCCCGUCGAGAUUGCCCUUCCCGUAUCUCUUACCGCUGUGACAGAGUGCCAGAAGCGCGUCAAAGACUCUAUCGGCGUAUUCCUACCUUUGACUACGUUCAUUGCUCGCGCUACAGAACUCGCAAAUGAGGACUUGCCCAGGUCCAAGACUGCAAAGCCUACUGCUGAUGAGCUGUUCAACGCGGUUCUUGGCUUGGACAAGGUGGCAGGAAAGGAGUUCUCGCGCGGCCACUUUGUGCCUCAGGUGACUUCGCUUCCUCCCACGACUGUAAACAAGCGACCUGCUAGCUUCAAGAAGCCGGAUGUCCUUGAGAUCCUUGCAGGAAAGAAGACAGUGGCUCGCGGAGCCAAGGCAGGCGGUGGAACGGAAAGGGUCGUUGGGCCUCUGAACGUAUUCAGCGUUAGCGUGCCUAAGGGUGACGAGAAGAGAGGGCGCGUCUUCCUCGAGCGCGUCAAGGCUGUCUUGGAGGCCGAGCCCGGCAGGCUGGUCGUUUAA
This is a messenger RNA of Ascochyta rabiei, 1305 nucleotides long. RefSeq names its product Dihydrolipoyllysine-residue acetyltransferase. The transcript has 3 exons. Bases 1 to 1305 code for a protein of 434 amino acids. Lineage: Eukaryota; Fungi; Ascomycota; Dothideomycetes; Pleosporales; Didymellaceae. The record is from RefSeq and is a predicted model, not a curated record. Gene Ontology annotation, biological process: pyruvate decarboxylation to acetyl-CoA. Gene Ontology annotation, cellular component: pyruvate dehydrogenase complex. Gene Ontology annotation, molecular function: dihydrolipoyllysine-residue acetyltransferase activity.